Guyanagaster necrorhizus is the source of this 1842-nucleotide messenger RNA. RefSeq lists its product as uncharacterized. The transcript has 11 exons. Gene Ontology annotation, molecular function: oxidoreductase activity; FAD binding. The record is from RefSeq and is a predicted model, not a curated record. The coding region runs from base 153 to 1754 and encodes 533 amino acids. Lineage: Eukaryota; Fungi; Basidiomycota; Agaricomycetes; Agaricales; Physalacriaceae.
GCAAUGUGCAAUGUGCAUUGUGCAUUGUCCGAGUCCGCCCGGCCUAUUGACUGACAUGCCGUGCUUACUCAUCAAGUGGACUUUAGCAGCAUCCACUAUAUAUGCGCGGCUAUGAGUCCAAUCUUUCCCAUUGAUCUAUCCUUUCUACCAUCAUGACCAACACCUCCGUUCUCAUCGCCGGAGCAGGUCCAUCAGGCCUUGCCUUGGCUCUUGCUUUAUUACAGAAUGGCAUGUCCGUUCGUGUCAUAGACAAGGGUGAAACACACAAGGUCGGCCAGAAAGGGUGUGGUAUCCAGCCCAGGAUUCUCGAGCUUUACCACUUCAUGGGUGUCCUACCUGACAUUCAGAAAAAAGGAGGCCUUAUCUGUCCUGUCAUCCACUACCUUCCAAAUGGCGAGACCAAAACCUUGAGCAUGGUCACUAAGGGCGAGGUUACCCCAGAUAAACCUUGCAGCGAACCACUCCUGCUCGGCCAAGAUCGUCACGAACAGAUACUACGAGAACACCUGGCUAAGUACAGAUGCGAAGUCGAGCUGGGCACGGAACUGGUAUCCUUCGAACAGUUUGCUGACCACGUAGUAUCCCGUGUCAUUAAGACUCACGAUGGUCAGGCUGUUGAAGAAACUAUCGAAUCUCGAUGGCUUGUUGGCGCAGAGGGCGCCCAUAGCGUUGUACGCAAAUCGUUAGGAUUGACGUUCCUCGGCGAGACGCGACAGGAAAAUAUGGUCGUUGGCGACAUCAAGAUUAUAAAACCACAGCUUGACGAGUUCUGGCAUUCUUACGGAAAUGCGACCACCAAAUCGGUAGUUAUACGGCCAUCUGAGGACCCGGCUGCAAACAAAUACCAGUUCUUCGCCAUGGGACCCCAAUUGGACAUGACGACAGUAGCUUCUGGACGGGAAGCGUUUAUCAAAGAGUUCUAUGCUGUCUCUGGCCGGACAGACAUCGAGUUCGGUGAACUCGUAUGGAUAUCCAACUUCCGACCCAAUAUUCGGAUGGUGGACAAGUUCGGUUCAGGGAGAGCUUUUGUAGCCGGAGACGCUGCCCAUGUCCAUAGCCCUACGGGAGGUCAGGGUCUAAACUCAGGCAUCCAAGAUUCGAUUAAUCUAGCAUGGAAACUUGCUCUUGUCGACAAAGGUUUAGCAGCUCCUACUCUCCUAGACACCUAUACCCAAGAACGCAUCCCGGUCAUCGCAGCCAUGCUCAACAAAACCACCGAGCUCCAUAACAAAACUUUCACGCAGGGAGUUGCUUCAUACGACGCGUGGAAGAGAGGGCCCGAACUGUAUCAGUUCGGCGUCAACUACCGCGGAAGCCCAAUAAUCGUCGACGAGGCAGGGACACCCGAGAGCCUCGAUCCGUAUCGGUCGGGAGACGGUGGAAACUUGCGUGCUGGGGACCGUGCUCCGGACGCAUCGGGUCUGGUGGGAGAGAAGACGCGUCUGUUCGAUAUAUUCAGCACAUCGUAUCAUACGGUCCUCAUCUUCUCUGGCGCUGAUCCGGACGUGACGGAGAUCCUGGACCUGCUAAAAGCCUACCCAGUCGGCUCUCUUAAGUCGGUCGUGAUCCUUCCUCAAGACGCUGCUCCUCCUGCCGUUGAUGGCUCCUCCGCUGACUUUGUCCUCACCGACGGAGAGGGUCACGCGUACAAACACUACAAUGGAGUUGUCGUAGUCAGGCCGGAUGGGAUGAUCGGUGCGCUCGUAAGUGGUGUAGACGGGCUGAAACAGUACUUCAAAGGCAUCUUUCUGUAAUUUAUUGGACUCAUAUCGUAUACUACCCCGUUCAUUAUAUAAACCACAGUAACACGAAAAUCUUGUUAAAUUUGUAUCACUGAGGGCG